AUGAAAUUAGGAACAUGUACAGAGUGGUUAUUCUUUCAUAUAUGGAAAAAAAAUCCGAAAACUGGACAUAGUUGUGAUGGAAUUUUUGUUGCAGAUUCAAUAAUUUAUCGAUGGGCUCAACCAUAUUUUAGUAAAAAAUAUCAUAAUUUAAGGAUAUUUCACUAUAUAAGAUGGGUAAAUUAUACGGAAAACUAAAGAGAGGGUAUUCAUAGAUUAAGUGGAAAGUUCGUUUAAACAAGAAAAUACUGUAGCUUAAUUAAUGACAAGUCAGGUAUAAAUUAAAAUUAUAUAUAUACUUCAGAUGCAAAAUAAAUCAUAAGAAAUUAUUACGUUUGAGUAUUUAGAUUAUGAGAAUUUUAUAAUAUUUCUACAUUAGAGAGAGAAAGAUUUAAAUUUGGUUCUAUAAAAGUAAGAAUCUUUAGUUUACAAGAUUUAUAUACCCAAAAAAUGAUUAAAAUUCUUUGAUUAAAGUAACAUGGUCUCCAUAAUUCUGCUUAGUUAUGAGAAAGACAAAUAUCAAUAAAAUGAAUGAUGUAAAAAAGACUUAAGUUGAAAGAGUAACUACAUUUGAUGGACCAGAAUAUUUAAUAUAAGCAGACUCAAUCAAUUCUCCUUUAUUAAGUGCAGAUUUAGAAUAGUUAUGUGUGAAUAUUGUAAAACACAUUUUAGAAGUAUCAGGAGGGAAUAUUUAAAUAAUAAGAAUGGUCCUAUAUUUUAAAGUUGAUUAUGAAAAUAGGAUUUGGUUGCUUUUUUGUACUAAUAUUAAAGUUAAAGAUAAAUUUAAUGAUUUAAUGCAAUAACCAAGAGUUUUUUCUCCUAUUUUUAGAGUUUUAAGAAAAGAUUAAGAGCCAGUAUCUUUCGCAAAGGAAUAGGCUUAGACUGUUAUUAAAAUAAAUAAUCAAGGGGAAAUGCAGUCUCUACUUUAUUAAUUUAAAAACGUUUGUAGUAAUUGUGAUAGAUUCUCUCAUUAACUAUAUCAAUUGAAAUUAUAAUUUAUUAUUGAAAGCUUUAAAUAAGUAUUUAUAUAAAUUAUAAGAAUUUAGUGAAGAAAGACUUCACUAGAUUGCCUGAGGAACUGGAAAAGAUUAAAUAGAAAUAAGAUUAAUAGAUUCCAAAAGUCACUUAUAAUAGAAACAUUAAAAUGAGAUAAAAAUACAAUCUUAAAGAAGGUAAUAAUCACUAUUAAAUUCAGAAUAUGAUAUUUAAAAUGAAUUUCAAAAUGAUAAUCCCUCAAAUAAUAUUUUAAUUGAGAAAAAAAAGAUUUGCUAAAAUACAUUAAAUGAAAAUGAAUUAUAUACGUAAAUUAAAGAACUAGUUUAAUUAUUGAAUGAAGAAUAAGAGGAUUAAAAAUUUACUUUUAAUCAUAUACCUCCUUUAAUAUUAAAAGUUUGGGGUAAAAUUAAUGAAGAGAAAUAUUAAUAAUUAUAACAAAAUUAAAGUUGGAAAGAUUUAACAACAUAAGUUUGUUUGGACUGCUUUUUGCAAUAUACAUAAUAUUGUGAAUAAACUUAAUUUGAAAGAAAAGCGUAAGAAUAUUUACUAAUUAAUUUUAGAUAAAUAAUAUCCUAAAAAUUAAGAAAGAUUGUUAAUGUAAAAGAAGAAAAUGAAAAAGAGAAGCUGCUUUUAUCUAAUACAAAUUUAAAUGGUAAUAGACUAACCUUUAAUCAAUUACCCAAUCUUCCAUCAAUAUCAGAAUUACCUAUUGAAAAAUAAAAACGAUUAUCAAGGAAAUCUUAAAAUUUAACAACUUAAGAAAUUGGAACAAAAUAAUUUGAUUAAACUCCUUAAAAGGCAUCAUAACCUUCUGUCUAAGCAACUAAAAAGUUAUAGUAAACUCAUCAAUCACAUUAAUCCAAUCAAUCUAAUCAAUAGCCUCUAUUAAUUGUGAUUCCGAGUACAACUCUAUCAAAUAAAUAUUUUUAAUUAUAAAGAUAAUCUUUAGGUCAAAAUAAUUAAUUAAAAUUAAAGAUACCUAGUACUUAAAGAGUAUUUUCUUAAUAUAUAAUAGAUCUAUCUAAAUAAAUAAGGCUUAAAUAUAUCAACAAAUAAAUCAAUGUAAUCCAAAUCAUCAAGAUCUACCUUAGAUUAAUCAAAGAUUUCUUUUGAUUUUAUGAUGAAUACUGUUACAUAAUUAAAAAGAAAACUUGAAGAAUUAGAACAAGAUGAAAAAUAGUAAGAAUAAGAAUAACAGCUUUGA
Molecule: messenger RNA, 2197 nt
Organism: Paramecium pentaurelia
Lineage: Eukaryota; Ciliophora; Oligohymenophorea; Peniculida; Parameciidae
Source: the annotation of a GenBank genome assembly